Messenger RNA from Penicillium macrosclerotiorum, 942 nucleotides. Its product is annotated as sulfurtransferase. Gene Ontology annotation, molecular function: thiosulfate-cyanide sulfurtransferase activity. The record is from RefSeq and is a predicted model, not a curated record. The transcript has 2 exons. Lineage: Eukaryota; Fungi; Ascomycota; Eurotiomycetes; Eurotiales; Aspergillaceae. The coding region runs from base 1 to 942 and encodes 313 amino acids. Gene Ontology annotation, cellular component: mitochondrion. Gene Ontology annotation, biological process: transsulfuration.
AUGGCCCCGGUUUUAAAUCCAUUCACAAGUCUUCUCAUUUCACCCGCCGAGCUACACCAUGAAUUAUCCAGCAACCAGAAGGACUAUCGAAUCAUCCCAGUAGCAGCUGGACGAAGUCCAACUCUUCUAUCUUUUGAAUCACAACAUGUCCCAGGAUCUAUGUUAUACGCCUCUCUGGAAUAUAUCACUUACCAAAGAAAAAGUUUCUUCAACAUGGACUUGAUCCGAGAUACCAGGUCGGAAUACCCAGUGAUGUUGGCAGAUUCCACACACUUCGCUAAGUGUAUGACUGAUCUUGGUAUUCGUGGGGACGACAUACUAGUCAUAUACGACACAUGUGAGAUUGGUAUUUACUCUUCGCCCCGGGUCGCUUGGAAUUUCCUUCAUUUUGGCCACCAAAAUGUUCAUGUCCUGAACAACUUCCCGCAAUACAUUCAAUCAGGAUAUCCCAUCUCUACUGGGAAAAUGUCACCAUCCCUUGUUUACCUUGGUCCUGGUUCCUAUGAGAUACCCAAAUCGAUCAAUAUGAACGAGAUCAUCACAUUUGAAGAGCUCCAACAUCUCCUACUUUCAAAUGAAGGCAGAAACAAAUAUCAAAUAUUAGAUGCCCGGCCGCCAAAUCAGUUCUCUGGGCUUGAUCAUGGUGCUUAUGCUUCACUGAGAGCAGGACAUAUGCCUGGCGCAUUAAACAUUCCUUUGACCUCCAUGCUGGAUGCCAAUAAGGUGCUCUUGCCUACAUCAGAGUUGAAAAAGAUUUUUGCAAAUGCUGGGGUAAAGGGUGAUCUACCAGCUGUGAUGACCUGCAACUCUGGCGUGACUGCUUCGGCGUUGAUUCUCGCUUUGCAUAUCUGUGGUUACGAUAUUGAAACAAGGUUAUAUGAUGGAAGCUGGAUGGAAUGGGCCAUUCGAGCAAAAGAUGAUGGUCUGAUAGUAACGAAUUAG